This is a messenger RNA of Chrysemys picta bellii (western painted turtle), 1155 nucleotides long. RefSeq names its product apolipoprotein O (gene APOO). Gene Ontology annotation, cellular component: MICOS complex. The record is from RefSeq and is a predicted model, not a curated record. Lineage: Eukaryota; Metazoa; Chordata; Testudines; Emydidae. Gene Ontology annotation, biological process: cristae formation.
UGGGGGGAGAGGGGAAACCACGCCAUCCCCGCCCCUUUCCCAGCCGUUUUUGUCGUUCGGCCUCCGUAGCGGCGCGUGCGCUGUGUGGCUCUGACAUCAUCGCGCAGCGACGCGGUUGGGAGCGGCGCCGCGAUGUUCAAGGUAAUACGUCUGAGGGCUGCACCUGCUAGCCUGAGCUUGCUGUCCAUCCAAGUAUAUGCUUCAUCCUUGAAGAAGGAAACUCCAAAAAAAGAGUUGCUAAAAAUUGAUGAGCUUUCACUCUACUCCUGUCCAACUCAUGAGUCUAAAUAUGUGGAGGAGCCACAAACCCAGUUGGAAAAGGGGAUCUCAGAUCUGCGGCAUUCUGUGGAGCCAUAUACAUCUUGGUGUCAGGAUCUUUACACUAAAGCUAUGCCCAAAGUAGAAAAAACUGUUGAACGUGGUAGAGAAAGUUGUGAAUUUCUCAAAAAUGCCCCGCCAGGAUUUUACCCAAGGCUUGGUGUCAUUGGUUUUGCUGGAAUUGUUGGACUGUUUCUUUCUAGAGGUUCAAAAAUAAAGAGGUUGGUGUAUCCAGUGGGCUUCAUGGGGAUUGGUGCCUCGCUAUAUUAUCCACAACAAGCUGUUGCUAUUGCAAAGGUCACUGGUUCAAGGUUGUAUGACUGGAGUUUGCAAGGAUAUGUAGCUGUAGAAUCUCUCUGGAAGGAUAAUCCUAAAAAGAAGAAAUCUGGAAAAAAAGCAAGUGAUAAGUCUGAAGCCAACAAUGACAUGCCAGUGGAAGUACACGUCAAUUCAGGUGAAGAAAGAACCAUGAAGUAGAAUGCGCCAUCACUUCCCAUCAAAGAGGUGCAUAGAAGAUUUAGACAAGAUCAACAUUUUUCUAUAUAUAUAUCUAUAGAGAGAGAUGACUGAAGAAUCUGUUUUGAUUACAAGUAUAGUUAACCUGUGUUCUGCCUCAGGAAGGACUAACUUUGCACUAUCUGGUACUCUGGUAUGGACACUGCCUAGGAUUUGUCAGCAUGGAAAGUUUUAGGUCUCAGUCCUGCAACACAGCAUCCAGAGAGCUUUAAGAGUCUGCCCAUGCAGAGCCUACUGGAGGAUCAGCACUGCAAGUAGCAAGUCUCAAAACUCCUCAGUCUCUCAUUACUAUUUAUAUACAUAAUUAAAAUUAAAAUUCAA